This is a messenger RNA of Hypanus sabinus (Atlantic stingray), 150 nucleotides long. RefSeq lists its product as uncharacterized. The transcript is spliced from 2 exons. The annotation marks the transcript as partial. NCBI's taxonomy places the organism in Eukaryota, Metazoa, Chordata, Chondrichthyes, Myliobatiformes, Dasyatidae. The record is from RefSeq and is a predicted model, not a curated record.
AGAGAGAGAGAGAGAGAUCACGAGAGAGAGAGAGAGAGAGAGAUCACGAGAGAGAGAGAGAGAGAGAUCAGAGAGAUCACGAGAGAGAGAGAGAGAGAGAGAGAGAGAGAGAGAGAGAGAGAGAUAAGUGAGAGCCAUUCAAAAUGCUAA